UCGCACAGUUGGGCCGGUAGAGGGCGUGCCCGUGCCGUGUCGGCGCGGCGGCGGGUGGCGCCAGCGCGCGGUCAGAGUGUGGUUCCGCGGGAACGCUCCGCACGGAACGUGUCUUUUUCCUAAUCGGGGACUGACACGUCGCCGGCUCACACCAUGAUCCCCCGUAACUACCCCGUCGGGAGCAAAGUGGCUUUUGCUUUGGUUUUCCUCUUUUCCUUGCCUCUCAGCUUCAGCACCGGAGCCCUGCAGGAAGGCAGCUCACAGAUCCAGGCCGCAGAUCGGGGCUCCCAGGAGAGGCGAAUCCGCUCACAGGAAGUGGUGUUUGUCAUUCUGAGCCAGCGGAACUCAUUCCACGUGGAGCGGGCUCACAAACGCAAGGCCAGUCUCAUUCAGCAGGCAGAGAACAUCAGACAGAGCAUACCUACUGUGCUGCUGCUGCACAGCCUGUCAGAUAAUGAGGGUGACUGGAGCAUCCUUCCACUGCUGCCUUUCUUUUCUGCAUCCUAUGGAAGAAACUCCUCCUGGAUCGUGUUCCUCGAGGAAGAGACUAACGUGAAGCUGGACAAGCUGCUUGAGAUCCUUGGAAAGUACGACGCCAAGAAAGAGUGGUUCCUGGGGAAGCCCCUGCAGGACGAGGAGUCCACCAUCAUCCACCACUAUGCCUUCGCCGACAACCCCUCUGCCUUCAAAUACCCCGACUUCGGUGCGGCCUGGGCCUUGAGUUCCCCCCUCGUCAACCGGCUUGCAGAAAAGCUUAAGAACGACCCACUUAAGUCUGACUUUACUAUUGACUUAAAACACGAGAUUGCACUUUACAUCUGGGAAAAUGGAAAUGGACCAGCUCUGACUGCGAUUCCGGAGCUCUGCACUGAUCCGGAGGACCAUCCCCGCGCCUGGCGCUGUGCCACGACCCUCGACACUCCGCUUCCCCUGUGUGGGGAUCCAGUGAAGAAGGAGGACGUCUUUGUUGCCGUGAAAACGUGUAAGAAGUUCCAUGCGGAGAGAGUCCCUGUGGUCAAGAAGACCUGGGAAAAAGAGGCAGCACUACUGGAGUACUACAGUGAUCACGCGGAUCCCUCCAUACCCACCAUUGAUCUCGGAGUGCCCAACACAGAGAGAGGUCACUGUGGGAAAACCUUUGCCAUCCUGAAGAGGUUUCUGAGUGACAGUGUGCCCCAGACCGACUGGCUGCUGAUUGUGGAUGACGACACGCUCAUCAGCCUCCCUAGAUUACGGGCCCUUCUGAGCUGCUACCGGUCCAGCGAGGCCGUGUGCCUGGGGGAGAGGUACGGCUACGGUCUGAGCCAGGGAGGCUACAGCUACAUCACCGGAGGUGGGGGGAUGGUGUUCAGCAGAGAGGCUGUGACCAAGCUGCAGGGAAGUGGCUGCAGGUGUUACAGUGACGACGCCCCGGAUGACAUGGUGCUGGGCAUGUGCCUCAGUGCCCUGGGGCUGCCAGUCACUCACAGCCCCCUCUUCCAUCAGGCUCGCCCUGAAGAUUAUGCAAAAGACUACCUGGCUCACCAAGUUCCCAUUUCUUUUCACAAACACUGGAAUAUUGACCCAGUUGAAGUCUUCCACAAGUGGCUGGUGGAUGAUAAAAGGGACAAAAACUCCAAGCAGGCACAAGAGGGCGGUAGAGAGGAGCUAUAGACUAUGGUAUGGAUGACUGGUAACCUGGUGCUCUUGCCCUGGGUGUGAAUAAUGAAUUUUAAGUCUGUGUGUGUGUGUGGGUGGGUGAGUGGGUGGAUGACUGUGAAUAAACUGUGUGUACAAUGUUUAUGAAGUUGAGCAAAAGUGUUACAAUUCACUGGUGUAAAUAUUCAAUAAAUGUUGUCCUCUCCAACUCUUAUGGGUAUGUACUUGAGCUUGUGUUUAGCAGUUAUAGUCAGUUUAAUGAAUGAUCACAAUUUUUAUAUCAGUUAUUUGUUUAAAAACGUUUUCUUGCAAUAAUAUUUAUAAUAAAAACAAGUGAGAUUCCAUGUAAAAAUGUACACUCAGGUAUUUCUGCUGUGUUGUAAAAGGAUGUAAGACAUGGUCAAAGCUGUACAACAUUACUAUGCAGUGAAAGAGCUGCUCAAGGUUCAUUUUUGCACUGAAUUAUUUGUUUAUUAUUUGCAUGAGAAACUAUUGUUCGGGCUGUUGAACUCGUAGAGUCAAACCAACAAACCUUUUUUCCCCCAGUUCAGUAGCCAAUAAGAGAAAUUUCAUCUGAAGCAUGACUAAAAUGUGAUUUGCAUUGAUCAGUCAUAACUGCAUUAUCUGCAGUUAAAACCACUGACAGGUGAAGUGAAAAACAUUGUGUAUCUCAUUAAAAUGGUACCUGUCAAGGAUGCCAUUAUGUAUUAGGCAAGUGAACAGUCACGUGUUACGUGUAUCAGAACAAUGGGCACGUGAACAUCAGAACUGGGCCAUGGAGCAGUGUAAGAGUGUCUUGGUCUGAGUUGCAUUAUCUUACAUCAUUGUGUUGUUUACCUGGGGAAGAGAUGGCACCAGGAUGCACUAUGGGAAGAACGCAAACUGAUGAGGCAGUGUGAUGCUCUGGGAAAUGUUGGGAAACACCCAAGAAACCUUGGGUCUUGGCAUCUAGGUACCACCUACUUAAACAUUGUUGCAGAAGAGUAUGCCCCUUCAGGGUAAUGGUAAUUCCCUGAUGCCAGUGGCCUCUUGUAGAAGGAUUAUCUUCCCUACCAUGCUGCAAAAACUUCCAAGAAUGGUUUGAGGAACAUGGAAAAUUAGUUUAAAGUGUUGACUUAGUCUUGAAAUUCUUCAAUCUGAUCGAGAAUUUGUGGGAUGUGCUGGACAAACAAGCCUGAUCCAUGGAAGCCCAACCUUGCAGCUUGCGUGACUUAAAGGAUCUGCUGUUGAUGUCUUGGUGUUAGAUAUGACACGACACCUUCAAAGGUCUUGUGGAGACCAUGCCUCAAUGGGUCAGGGCUGUUUUGGUGGCACGAGGGGGACCUACACAGUAUUAGGCAGGUGGUUUUAAUGUUAGGAGCGAUCAGUGUAAUAUCAUAAUAUCAUUAAUGUGUAAGUUUGGCUUGAAAUGCAAGUCUGAAAUGAAAAAGUAUUUCAGCAGUUGCUGCAUCAUCCAUGCCAAUCUUGGAUUGAAAUGUAGGUUACUGUAGUAGCCUGCAGUAGUUUACAAUGACAAAAGAAAUGUGUCCCAAUAUGUCGAUUGCAUUUAGCUGUACUGAUUUGUUUAUAAUCUGGCUGGUUUUCACUGAUUCACCAAAAGGGAUGUUGGCAUUUUAAAUAGCAGCCUAAGCUUGGGAAAAGUUUACAUUUGCAAGUUGGAAAUCACAUUAGAGGAGAGGCUGCUACGCGUGGGGAAAUUUUAAGUCCAGAAGCAGGGAAACGCCAUAGCAACUUUUAAGGAAGGUUAAUAACUUUCUGUAAUUCUGGAAGAGUUACCAGAUUCCAUGGCGGAGGCCCAGCUUGCAAUAUAAAAUAGCUUAAUCACACCUGCCAUGUUGUUAUACAGCUCUGUUGGAGUGUAAUUAGCUAGUUUUUAAAGCACCACAAACAAGCCAAAUUUCCAUAUCAGAUACGAGACGAGUGGACUCUGACAGAUUGAAAGGCGGAAGUGUCUUUUGAAGCGGACCUGUUUGUUCAUGCACAUGAGAAAUUGUGAAAACUAAAUGGAGGGGGGAGUUGGCUCCCCUAGAAAAGUUUGCCACACAGGCCCAGGAAAAACCUUGUGUGAAUGCAAAUAAGCAGAUCAUAUGUGAAACUAUGUGGAAUGUAAAUGAAUCAUUUAAAGAACUUCAAUGGCUGCUGAUAUAUUGUUCUGGCAUAUGAGGACAUAUGAGCAGAUAUGAAAGGCAUGUGGCAAAAAUCUUUUUUUUUCUGCUCUGCACUGAAUCUGGUUGGUCAUUGUUUACCUUAUUUGUUGAGCUACAAUGCCUAAAAAUGCCGUUCCUCUUCCCUCUCCAACAGUAAGCAUAUAUAAAUGUUUUACAUAUUGUAUUUAUAUAUUGUAUCUAGCAGUCUUGUGUUAUGAAGUAUGGUGGACAAUUUUUAUGUACUUAGAAUUGGCCAGUGAAGGCAGAGGAUUUUUUUUAAUCCCUAAAGAAAAAAUUGAAUUCCUUUUUUUUUUGUAGUUUUUUUUUUUUUUUCCCCAGUUCAGGAUAUUUCAUUUUUGCUUCUUCUAAUGUCACGUCAAUCAUGACUUAGAGAGAUUCAAUUUUUUAUUUUUUUGGGGUAAAGAAGUGCUCUGCCUCUCAUCCCUCUGCCUCGUCUGCCUAAAAAAGAAUCUCAGCAGGAUUGCAAGGACUGAAGAGUCACACCGGCCCACUGGUCCAUUGUGUUGGUGGCUGCAUUUAACUCGUGACCAGAGAAAGCCUGAGCUUACAUUUGUGGAGCUCAUACACCAGAAAAAUUAUCUACUGAAUAAGAAUCGUGAGGUUGCUUAAUUCCAAAUCACAUGUUUAACCUGUGCUAUUUAACAUGCUGUAAAAAGAUUUUUUUAAAAAACGCAAUAUUAUUUUUUCACUAGAUGCUUUUAGUGGAGAAAAUCAGAUGAAAUACUUUCUUCAGCUCAAGUCCUAUAUUUCUCUUUCUAGUAAAAUGCCAAGAUUUUAUAUUUCAAUAUAGAUAUUUAAAAAAUUCAAACACUCCAGUCUGCCUGGGUUUGUUGUAGUAACAUGCCUCCAGUGCUGGUAUAUAAGGUCGUGCUCCCCUACAGUGGCUGUACAGGAAUCAAACCUAUGAUUGCAAAUGUUUCAGAUGUGUGGAAAAGAAUCGAGAAUUCUUAUCAAUCAAUACUCACUAUACUUUGUUCCAGAGAUGUGAUGUUUUAUAUGAAUUUUGUCAACUUUUGCUUUGCCAAGUACUUACUGAAUUUUUUUUCUCUUUUCGCCGUUUGCCUUACUUCUGAUAGUCUAAGCGGGCUAAGAUGCUGUGCUGUAAUUAGAUGGUCACCAGUUCAAAUCCCAUGUCAGUAGGGUGAUUUUACAGUUGGGCCCUUGAGCAAACCCCAUAACCCCAAUUGCACUAAUGUAGCUUAGGGAUCCUGAACAAAGCUUUGCUCCCCUAUCAACAAAACUGGUCAUUUCACUUCCUUCUCAAUGCAGGUAAUUUGGUGGCCUUAGGUAAGUGCCUAUUCUGUCUAUAGCUAAAGCUAGCCCUGCUCCAAAGCAAGUGUAUGAUGCUUUGGAUACAAGCAUUUUGAGUUUGAGUGGACAGAGAAUACAGCACAACAAGAGUAUAUAGUUUGUAAGCUAUUAACACAGGAGGGCUUUUAAAUACCCUUUAAGACCUCUAAUGACUCGUGAGUAGCGGGGUAAGAGUAGGAGUUUGGUUUUGGAUUCAAACACUGGUGAUUAUCUGAAUGGAACAAACCGCCCACAUUUACAAGUCAAUGAAAUAAUGCUGUUAUGAUGUAGCUGCUAAAAUGAUUCAAACUGGUUUCAAAGUACUGAAGCUUUUUUCAUUAUUUGAUGGUAUAACCUGUUGGAAUUUCUUAAUUACAUCUCAGGGAUGUUCUGUGCCACAAACUGAAAUUAUGUGUAAUUCCGGGACAUCAAAAAAAAGCCAAUAUUUCCAGAGAAAUCUCUUUAAAAAUCUACUAAUGCAGCACACUGAUAUGCACAAUUCAAAUUCAUUUCAAAUUAGUUUUAGAAGAGUACAUGUUCCCAAGAGAUUGUCAAAUGUAUUCAGAAUCCAAAGCUGCAAAUUGAAGAGCUGCAAGUUUAAAAUUUAAAACCUUCUGUCUUGUGAGGUUGGUCAUGCUUUGCCAAAUCAGUCAGUGUGAAAUUAGACUUCACAGUUCCUGCCCAUUCUUUGGUCUGAUUAAUUUUGAUGCCAGGCAAGAGUGAUUGAAACACUGUCUUCAAAAUGUGAACACAGCUGUUUUUCAUCCAAGAGCAGCAGAGAUGGGAUCAGAUUGUCUGAUGAGUAAUUGACAAUUAUAAAAUGUAUGCUUGUUUUUCUCUUGCCUUUGUCCAGAUAGAUGUCACUUUUGUCACCUACUUUUGUAUUUUGAUGAGCAAAGUUCAGUGUGGGAUUUUAAAUUACAACCAGAUGACUGUCUUUUCUUCAGAUGUCCAUGUCCAGAUCUUUUCAUUUAGGCUACCUCUUUUGGGUCUGAAUGUGAGGAUGAAAUCCAUGGUGAAGAAUGUGAAGUUUGCCUUUGAAACGGUUGCUUUGCCAAGGACAGCUGCUUUUUUACUACUGUUUGCAGUUUUUAAGAAACACUAAUUAUUACGGGCUGUAGGGAAGGUGUUCAUUAACAUGUAAUAAUUAAAAUUACCCAUCAUAUUCAAGGACAUACAUAAUACACAGUAUAAGGUGCAAUAAUUAAACUGUAAUGGAAUAAUUGAAACUCAGUCUGCUCAUUUAUUUGAAAAACAAACAAUUGGAAAAUCUGUUAUGUAUCUCUAAGCUGGCUUUGAUGUGUACUUUGUGUAACGUUGCAGUUACAUUUUAAGCUCGUGUCUUUACCACAGCACUGCCAGCUGUUCUGUGGGCUUCUAAUUGGCAUAACAGACUUGCCUUUUGCUCAUUUUCUGCUGGUUUUUCAUACAACACAGCUUUAACUGACCAUUUGGGAUGUUUGUGAUGAAGUACAAACCCACCAGACAUUAAAUCUCAAAAUUAAGGAAUUUGAAGCAUGCGUAAUGAAGAACUUUUAAAUGAAGUGUCAAAUUGAAAUAAACAUUUCAUGAAUAA
This is a messenger RNA of Paramormyrops kingsleyae, 6672 nucleotides long. It is a transcript of the gene b3glcta, whose product is annotated as beta 3-glucosyltransferase a. The record is from RefSeq and is a predicted model, not a curated record. Gene Ontology annotation, cellular component: membrane. Lineage: Eukaryota; Metazoa; Chordata; Actinopteri; Osteoglossiformes; Mormyridae. Gene Ontology annotation, molecular function: glycosyltransferase activity.